Williopsis jadinii is the source of this 1038-nucleotide messenger RNA. RefSeq names its product FMN-dependent alpha-hydroxy acid dehydrogenase. The record is from RefSeq and is a predicted model, not a curated record. The annotation marks the transcript as partial. The transcript has a single exon. Lineage: Eukaryota; Fungi; Ascomycota; Saccharomycetes; Phaffomycetales; Wickerhamomycetaceae. Gene Ontology annotation, molecular function: FMN binding; oxidoreductase activity.
AAGCCACCGUUGGAUAGCAUCUUCAAUUUGGCAGACUUCACAGACGUGGCUAGAAACACUCUAAGUGAAAACACAUGGUCUUAUUAUCGUACAGGAGCAGCUGAUGAGAUCACGCUCAGGGAAAACACGCAGGCGUGGAGAAGAAUAUACUUCCGUCCACGUAUCCUUAACAACGUCACAGAGGUUUCUUUGGCGACAGAGCUGCUGGGGUCCAAAAGUGCAUACCCGUUUUACAUCACUGCAUUUGCAGGCUGUCAUCUAGACAACAAUGUCGAUGCGGAAAAGCCUCUUUUACGUGCAAGUGACGAGUCUGGAGGUGUGUACAUGUUGCCAUUCCAGACCACCUUAGGGAUCACACAACUCAGUAAUGAAGGUGAAGGUGAUCAGUGGCUUCAGAUCUACGUUGGCCAGGAUCGACAAAGAACUAAGGAAGUCAUCAAAGAGGCUGAGGCAACGGGUAAGAUCAAAGCUCUAUGCUUUACAGUCGACAUGGCCCAGAUUGGACGUCGUGAAACCCACCAGCGUGUCACAGGAGAUGGCAGCUUCGUCAAGCAUUUCUCAGGCAUUUCGAGUUCUUUCAGUUGGGAUGAGGUUAGGGGAUAUAAGGACAGCACACACUUGAAAUGCGUCUUGAAAGGCAUACAAACCAAGGAAGAUGCUGUAAAGGCCAUUGAGUAUGGGUUUGAUGGGAUCAUCUUGUCAAACCAUGGGGGCCGACAACUCGACACCGCACGCUCGGGCAUCGAGGUGUUAGCAGAGGUUCACAGGGAGUUGAAGCUGAAAGGGCUAGAGGACCGAAUUGAGAUCUUUGUAGACGGUGGUGUCAGUAGAGGCUCUGAUAUCGUCAAAGCCCUUGCAUUGGGUGCUAAGGGUGUAGGUCUAGGCAGAGCCAUGUUGUAUGCGCUUCAGAGCUAUGGUGAGCCAGGAGUGGCUAAGGCUAUUGACAUAUUGAGGAGCGAAGUUGAGCUAACGUUGAGAUUGUUGGGUGUCCGUUCAAUCGGUGAUCUGGAUGAGUCAUAUGUCGAUAUUACAAACCUU